Fusarium subglutinans is the source of this 846-nucleotide messenger RNA. Its product is annotated as alpha beta hydrolase. The record is from RefSeq and is a predicted model, not a curated record. The transcript has a single exon. NCBI's taxonomy places the organism in Eukaryota, Fungi, Ascomycota, Sordariomycetes, Hypocreales, Nectriaceae. Bases 1 to 846 code for a protein of 281 amino acids.
AUGGCACAAGCGACACAAAAUACCAUCACAAAGUUUGAGAUAGUGGGCGACUCAGGCAGCUCGUAUCCCUUGAUCAUCUUCUUCCACGGCUCAGGCGACUCCUGCGAGUCUUGGGCCGCCUUAGCAGAACUCCUUCGGCCCGGGUACCAGCUUUUGCUCUGGGAUAGGCAAGAUCCAUAUGUCAGAACCGAUGUAGCCAUCUCAGAACUAUUGGACUUUCUCGAUAGUAGGGAUUUACCCAAGAGCUAUGUAUUGAUCGCACAUUCAUACGGCGGCACCUUCGCAAGGCUCUUCCUCGAAGCGAGGCCGCUCCAAGUCGCAGGAAUAGUCCUCGCCGAAACGGGUGCCGAGCCAACGAUAGACGCCCAACUCGAACAAAGACAAUAUGACAACAAGAUCUUGGGGAACAAACCGCUUGUCGUCAUUCGAGGCAACACUCUGAAAUGGAAACAGCUACAGUACGAUCAAGCGAUCGCUGCAGAGCAGAACCUCGCUAGCCCAAGCCUGCUGAUGCAGAAGAAGCUCCUGGACGCGACAGACAAGGAAGAUGAGAGGUUGAAGAAGGCACAGUUGCAACUUUCUAGGAAUAAUCGCUAUGUGCAUAUCCCGGAUGUCAGUCAUGAUGUUAUUAUUGAGAAGCCAGAAGCUGUGAGGGAGGCUGUCUGUUGGGUCAUGGAGCAUUUGCAGACAGGUGAAGAAGAGGUACGAGAGGAGGAGGUACCAGUGCGUGUGGCUGGAGAGGGCGAGACUGUUGUCAAGAAGAGUUUUGGGGAUAGGCUGAGAGGAGCGAAGAAGUUGUCUUUGAGGGGAAGUCUUUUCAAGCUGUUCAAGAAGUCAGAUAGGUGA